AUGGAGCACAAGGUUCAAGAUGAAGCUGGUGAGGUGCAUAUUUCCAAAGAAGAGCAGAACAUUGCCGUUAUCCAGGAAUGGGACAAAUGUCGUAGGUUUCCAAAGGAGAGGUUGGCAGGUGUGUACUGCAAUCAAACAUUUGACGACAUAGCCUGUUGGCCAGAUACUCCAGCGGGGACCGUACAGUACAUAGCUUGUCCAACUUACAUACAGGGAUUUUAUACCGAUGGAAAUGCUACGAGGAUUUGUCUGCCUGAUGGUAAAUGGUUCGUUAAUCCCGUUACAAACAGCACCUGGUCUAACUACAGUCAGUGUCUCAAACCAACCAAUCCUCAGGAAGAGAUUCCACAGCUUUUCAUGGUACACAUCGUUUAUAUCCGUGUGAUGUCAACAACCGGCUAUGCCAUUUCAUUCUGUUCGCUUCUUCUGGCAGUUUUCAUCAUGGUAAAAUUUAAGCGGUUACAUUGUCCGAGAAAUACUGUCCACCUUCACAUGUUCGUUUCCUUUAUUCUCCGAGCCAUCUUGACAUUUCUGAAGGACCUUCUUCUAGUUCAAGGUCUUGGUUUUGCCUUUGAUCUGGAACAGACAGGAGAUAAACUUGUCUUCAAGCAAGAGGGAUUGCAUUGGGAGUGUAAGCUUCUGAUAACUCUAUUCCAUUACGUCCUAUCCGCGAACUACAUGUGGAUCUUGGUCGAGGGGCUAUACCUUCACACUCUUGUCUAUGUAUCCGUCUUCUCUGAAAGAAGCACUGUACGCUGGUAUUAUCUACUUGGAUGGGGGACUCCAUUUCUGAGCAUUGUGCCUUGGGUUAUUGUCAGGAUCACCUUAGAGAAUAUUCUCUGCUGGAAUACAAAUCCAACAGUGGGGUACUUUUGGAUAUUAAAGGGACCAAUUUGGCUAAGUAUUAUGGUAAACUUCUUUUUCUUCAUAAACAUCCUGCGAGCUCUGUUCUACAAACUUCAUAAACCAAAGCUGCGAAAACCGUGUCCGUCAGCAGCCAGACACAAUAGAUACAGGCGUUUAGCAAAGGCAACACUUAUCCUCAUUCCGCUUUUCGGAGUUCAUUACAUCGUCUUCAUGGGAGUCAGUGAAAAUGUUAACCCAACUACAGAGGUUGUGAUACUAUAUAUAGAAAUGUUCUUCAAUUCUUUUCAGGGAUUCCUGGUUGCGGUUUUAUUCUGUUUUCUCAACAGAGAGGUCCAACUCGAAUUGAAGAAAACUUGGUAUCGCCUAUGGUCUCGUCCUGACCCACUAUUUCUUCAACAAACUCAAUACCUGGUAGACCAUAGAAAUCGUAGCCAUGCUUCGGACAACCACCAUUCAUCAGAAGGCUCAACGGACAAUGCGAGUUGCUUAUGUAAAUGGAGCUUGGAUGAUAAAGGAAAACUAACAAGGACGUUUGUGAAAACUGGUUCAGCCAAACAGGAAAGUCGGCGAAAAGGCUGGAAAAUUACGGUUGAAACAAGAAUGUGAUAUUUUGUUAUUUUUGAAAUGUUGUUUGUAAAUAAUUGAAAUUGUUUCGUGUUUAAUUAUAACUAUGCUUAUUGUUGCCUUAUCUGGACAAUGGGUGAUAAUGAACAGUAUCUUCUAAAUAUUGUUAAUAUGUGUCUCUGCAACAUAUAAAAAACAUCAUUCGGAACUCCUGGGCCAGUCUCCAUCAAAAACAGCCUCGGAUGUAUAUGGACGGUUAACAAUGUCUUAACAUUUGAUUACGCUGCAAGUAGAUAUCGUAGCAGUUUUUAUUUAGCUGUUGAACCUAAUAACUUUUCUCGUGAGAAUCUUGUAUUGUAUGCAAUGAUACACUUCACUGGAAAUCUUUUUAAAUAAACAUUAUACAUGGUAAAACACUACACUUUAUUAAUACUAUUACUUAAACUUUUACAAACUACUUCUCAUAAUGAACCGGCAUACAUCCAAGAUAAUUUUGGAUUGAAAAUGGGCGAAGAGCUCCGAAUGAAAACAAAACAACAUAAAAUUAUUACAAUACUUGACAAUACAUGGGGACCAAAUAUGUGAAAGGACGUAAGAAGUUUGCAUUAGAAUACACGAAAA
Molecule: messenger RNA, 2052 nt
Organism: Mya arenaria
Lineage: Eukaryota; Metazoa; Mollusca; Bivalvia; Myida; Myidae
Product: secretin receptor-like
Exons: 13
Coding region: 1-1473 (490 amino acids)
Biological process (GO): cell surface receptor signaling pathway; adenylate cyclase-modulating G protein-coupled receptor signaling pathway
Cellular component (GO): plasma membrane
Molecular function (GO): G protein-coupled peptide receptor activity; peptide hormone binding
Source: RefSeq, a predicted model, not a curated record